Colletotrichum abscissum is the source of this 1527-nucleotide messenger RNA. RefSeq names its product WW domain-containing protein. NCBI's taxonomy places the organism in Eukaryota, Fungi, Ascomycota, Sordariomycetes, Glomerellales, Glomerellaceae. Gene Ontology annotation, molecular function: protein binding. Bases 1 to 1527 code for a protein of 508 amino acids. The record is from RefSeq and is a predicted model, not a curated record. The transcript is spliced from 4 exons.
AUGUCGCUCUUUGGCAACUUUGACGUCGCCAAGCUGGCAUCACAGCUGGGCAACUUCAAGAUCCCCGACGACCCAGAGAUCAUCAACCAAGGCCACCAGGACUACGGGUACAGCAACUACGGUUCCCACAGCCAAGGCUACGAUGGCAGACCACCCGCGGGAUACGCCGGUGGUCCGCAGAAUGGCGCCGAGGAGUACAAGCGCGAGCAUCCCACCGCCUUCGGCUCCAGUGACCCCACGCGAUCCGCCUACUCCGACCCCGUCUCCGAGGGAAGUGCCAUGUCGUCCGUCGCCGCUGGCGUAGCUGCCAGCGCCGCCGCGGGUGCUUACGGUACCGCGCCGCAGUAUCCCACUCCGCAUCCCGGUAGGUAUGGUGAUUCCACAUCAUCUAGCCCAUAUCCUCAGCAGCAGCAACAACAGCAAAGCUUUGGACGGCCUCCUUCGCCGGGCUAUGGAAGGCCCCCUUCUCCUGGUUACGGCAGGCCCCCUUCACCUGGCUACGGAAGACCGCCUUCGCCGCGAUUGCCAGAGGGAUGGGUCAAGCGGUUUGAUGACAACAGCAGACGAUGGUACUACGUUAAUCAAGCAACUGGCUCUUCUCAGUGGGAGGCUCCUCCGCCACCGUCGGCCAUGUCUCCCCCGCCAAUGUCGCCGCCAGGCCAUGGAGGGUAUGGGGAAUCAUCUCGAUAUGGCGGACACUCGCCACAGCCGGGAUACUCGCCUCAACCUGGCUAUGGAGGACAUUCACCACAGCCCGGAUACGGAGGCCCACCGCCUCAGCCGGGAUAUGGCGGACCCUCUCCACAACCUGGGUACGGAGGUCAUUCUCCACAGCCCGGAUACGGAGCUUAUGCGGGCGGUGCCGCUGCGGCAGCUGCGGGAGCCGGAGCUGGGUACUAUGCAGGACAGCAAUACGGACAGAGCCAGCCCCAUGGGGGGUACGAGCAGCCUCAACAGUACGGCCAACAGCCACCACAGCAGUACGGCCAGCCCUACGGACAGCAGCCUCAACAGCAGUAUGGACAGCAGUAUGAACAGGGAUACGGCAGCGAAGAGAAGAAGAAAAAGAAGAAGAGCGGGAACAGCAACAUGUUCCUCGGCGUGGCGGGUGGCCUCGCGAUUCCGAUUCAGACUCUGAUCAUCACGAGCACCACUACGAGCGUCGUUCUUCGUCUGGGUCCUCGGACCAUUAUCGCGGUCGUUGAUCAAGUACCGCCGUCUGGGGCUCAACCGUUCCUGGACGAAGGAGAUGAGCAAGAGGUCCAGGAGCAGACUUACAGGGGUCCAGAGGAGUAUCGGGACGAUGGCGGCGUUGAUCAUCUCGUGCACACCACCGGGUAUGGCGAGGUUAUUUAUGAUGAUGAGCCGGGUGCUGACGAGGUUCGCAACAUCGAUAACUAUGCUGGUGACACCUUUGAUGACGGCUAUGCCGAUGACGGGUAUGAUGAUGGAGGCGACGACCAUAGCGGCGAUGACUAUGGCGAUGACUACGUUGAUGAGUAUGGCCACGACUAUUAUGACAAUUAG